Ictalurus punctatus (channel catfish) is the source of this 7142-nucleotide messenger RNA. It is a transcript of the gene col16a1, whose product is annotated as collagen, type XVI, alpha 1. The transcript is spliced from 66 exons. The record is from RefSeq and is a predicted model, not a curated record. NCBI's taxonomy places the organism in Eukaryota, Metazoa, Chordata, Actinopteri, Siluriformes, Ictaluridae. The coding region runs from base 285 to 4727 and encodes 1480 amino acids.
UUUUUUUUUUUUACCAAGUGAGGGGAGGGGAGACGAUAGAAGUUGGACAAGAAGGAUUCCUAGGCUCUAACAUUUCCCCUUCCCCCGUUAAAAGGACUUGGGGGAAAGUGUUGAAGAGCAAAAAGUGGAUUGUACCAAAAAAAAAAAAAAUAAUAAUAAAUAAAUAAAUAACAGAAAGAAAGACAAACUGUUUCAAAUUCCGGACGCAUCGGCUUUUCUUUGGAUUAAUGUUGUCCUUAUUGAGUGGAUUUAUCGAUUGCUUGUAGGAGUUGAAAGAGGGAGCCAUGAGGAUCAUCUUGUGCUCCGUUGUGCUGCUGACCAUCUGGACAGGUCAUGGUGUUCAACUGGAGACUGCUAAAGGUGAGCAGUGUCCAACUCUACAGGUUGAAGACUGGAAGUUUCCGCAAACAGCCAGACACAACAUUACAGGUUUCAAUCUGGUGCGGCGCUUUUCCCUGAUGAAGAACAGUGAUGUGAAGAAGAUACGUAACCCGCGAGGGCCUAUCAUCCUACGCCUGGGAAAAGUUCGCCUCAUCCAGCCCACUGAUCAAGUAUUUCCACAUGGACUGCCUGAGGAGUUCACACUGGUCUUCACCCUGCUGUUGAAAGCCAAGGCUCUGAGGGAUAACAUCUACCUUUUUCAGAUCUCUGAUGAGCAAGGGUACCCAAAGCUCUCGCUGGACCUGAGCGGGCCGGAAGGCACGCUGGCACUGCGGACAUCCUUUGCGGAUGAGGAUGCCUCUACAACAGGGUGUGUGUUCGAUGGAGAAGGUGUGGAGUCUCUGAUGGAUCUGCGCUGGCACAAAGUAGCUCUGAGUGUGCAGAGGAGCGCAGCAUCACUUCACGUGGACUGCAGCUCUAUUGAGACGAAGCCACUGGAGUCUCGGGGCCAUGUCCCAAUAACCGGACACACGCUGAUGUUUAUGAGGGCCACCAAUGCCGCGCCUGUGGAGAUGGACAUUCAGCAGGCGGUGGUGUACUGUGACCCGACUUUGGCCAUCCAGGAAGCUUGCUGUGAAAUUCCAGGAGCUCGGUGCCCCCCAGAUGCCCCUAAGAGUCGUCGAGCAGCCGAGAACCUUGUGGAAAUUCUACCCAACCCUUUCAGCCAGCCAAUCCAUGGAUCAAAAGACUUGGCGGAAAAAUGUGCAGGCUGUGUGUUGAUCACUGAGGAUCAAAAUCUUGUCCAGGAAGGGGAAGCGGGUCAGCGUGGCCUGAAAGGAGAAAAAGGAGCGCGGGGUCUGGACUGCACCGGAGCUGGAGUUCCCGGUCGAUGUCCAGAAGGAGUGAAGGGGGAAAAAGGGGAGAGAGGAGAGCCGGGUCUGUCUGGAAACUGGGAGGCGGCGUUAGGAAUUAAGGGAGAUAAAGGAGAGAAGGGUGAGGUCGGAUCCCCGGGUCUCACUGGAAGUCCAGGGAAAGAUGGUCGCAGUGGAUCUAUUUGUGUUGUGGGUCCUAAAGGGCAGAAGGGAAACACAGGUCCUGUUGGUCCAGAGGGGCUUGCAGGAGAACCAGGCCUACCAGGACCUCCUGGACCUCCUGGAUUUGGCACACCAGGAAAUCCUGGGAGCCCAGGAAUACCUGGAUCAAAGGGAGAGAAUGGGGAUGAUGGGAUACCUGGGAAGGAUGGGAUGACAGGUGAUCCUGGUCCAAGAGGUCCAGGUGGCCCCAAAGGUGAAAAGGGUGACCCGUGUGAAGUUUGUCCAGUGCUUCCAAAGGAUUUGGGUGAAACCACAAUCAUUCAGGGGAAGCCUGGUCCCAAAGGAGAACCAGGAGCACCAGGCAAUGGAGUUCAGGGUUUGCCUGGCUCUCCAGGGAAAGAUGGAAAAGCAGGAGAAAAGGGAGAGAGAGGCAUAGAAGGGGCCAAAGGGGAGAAGGGCGAGUCGUGUGCUAUGUGCCCCACGAAUGGUGGUAUUUUCAGCGCUCAGAAUCUUCAGAUGAAGGGGGGGGAAGGGGAGCCAGGAAUUGGACAGAAGGGAGAACAGGGAGUACAGGGUCAAAUUGGCCUGCCUGGACUCAAAGGGGGAAAGGGCGAGGCAGGAGACAAAGGCAGUGAUGGGAAAACUGGCAAGCCUGGUCCAAGAGGUCUAAGUGGCAAGGAUGGACAUAAAGGAGAAAAGGGAGAUGCUGGCCAGUUUGGAUCACCAGGGAUCAAAGGUGAAAAGGGUGAUGCCUGUGACAGCUGUCCAACACUUCCUGUGGAUUUGGAUGAUGUUGUGGGCUUACCUGGACCCAAGGGAGAGAAAGGAGAGGCAGGUGAACCUGGCAUGGGGAAAGCCGGGAAGAAAGGUGAACAAGGGCCAAGAGGUAUUCCUGGACCUGCUGGUCCAGUAGGACCUCAAGGAUUUCCUGGGAGUAUAGGACCAGUUGGACAAAAGGGUCCGAAAGGGGAAACGGGGCCUGCAGGUCCUCAGGGGCCGAUUGGCGUCAGUAUAACAGGACCCCCGGGUAGAGAUGGUUUAAACGGCCCUCAAGGAAUCCCAGGAGCAGAUGGGAGACCAGGAGCCAUUGGACCUAAGGGUGACAAGGGAGAACCAGGAGACUGCAACUGUGCGUCUAAUACGAUUCAACAAGCUGGAAGACCUGGUGUCCCUGGUGGUGGUGGCCCAGUCCCGUUUCAGCCUGGUCCUCAGGGGCCUCCAGGACCUCCAGGCCCCCCAGGACCUCCAGGGCCCCAAGGAUUUACAGGGUUCCCAGGCCCACAGGGUCUCCCUGGCAAUGAUGGCUUACCAGGGAAACCGGGUCCGCCCGGCCAAGCAAUUCCAGUAGAUACUUCCAAUAACAAAAAGAUGGACUGUGGCGACUGUACCAAAGGCCUGCCAGGCGUGCCCGGUGUACCUGACACUAAGCCUGAGAAGAGAGACAUUGGCAAGCCUGGUGUUAUUUCUUUAGAUGGAUGUGAGAAGUGUCUUGAGAGGCUGCAAGAAGAGGAACCACAGAGGCCUAAUCCCAACAACGGCCCUUGCCCAGGUGUGCCAGGGUCACCAGGCAUCCCAGGUCAACCUGGGAUUAAAGGAGAUCCGGGGGACAGGGGUGAAAGGGGUCCCGCUGGUCUUCCUGGAACCCCAGGUAAUAUUGGUUUCCCUGGUCCUCAAGGCCCCCCUGGACUCCCCGGUCAGCAAGGUGAGAGAGGACAGCAUGGACCUCCUGGACUGAAAGGAGAACAGGGUCCACCUGGAAAUCCUGGAUACCCAGGAACCAUGGGACAACCUGGACUUCCAGGACUUAAAGGAGAACGAGGAAGCCCAGGCACUGCAGGGCAGAAAGGAGAAUCAGGCCCACCAGGAUUUCCAGGUCAUCAGGGACCACAAGGCCCUGCUGGUCCCAAAGGAGAAGUGGGAACGUCAGGACCUAUGGGACCAAAGGGAGAUCAGGGUUUCCCAGGACCACCAGGAUUCCCAGGACAACAGGGAACUCCCGGAAUCCAGGGAAAAAUCGGUCCUGGCGGACCACCAGGACCAAAGGCAGAUCCGGGAAGUCCAGGACUUCAGGGUCCACAAGGACCUACAGGCCCUCCGGGAUCUCCUGGAGGCCCAGGAUUGCAGGGUGCACCUGGAAUGGAUGGGCUUGAUGGAAAAGAUGGAAAACCAGGGUUGAGGGGUGAUCCGGGUAUACCUGGCCCUGUCGGCCCCAGGGGAAUCCCGGGAUUCAAGGGCAUAAAAGGACACACAGGCCUUCCAGGACUAAAGGGAGAUGUUGGACCUCAAGGCCCAUCUGGAGCAGCAGGAAGACCGGGACUUGAAGGUGACCCUGGUCCACCGGGACCACAAGGACCACCUGGUGCUCCAGGACAUCUGGGUUCUGCAGGUCCCCCAGGUCCACCAGGACCAGCUGGAGCUCCCGGCACGGGUAUUCAAGGUGACAAAGGGGAGGCUGGCGAGAGAGGGCUGCCAGGAAUGCCUGGGCCUCCAGGGAUGCCCGGGCAUCCAGGACAGAUGGGAGAACCAGGCAGUGAUGGUGCCGCAGGGAAAGAUGGAGCGUCGGGUCUGCCAGGAGAAACUGGUCGACAAGGAGAGAAGGGUGAGGCAGGGGCUCAAGGCCUGAGGGGUCCUCCAGGAGAACGUGGUCGUCCUGGACCCCCAGGAGGAGCAGGAUAUCACUCUAAGGACUCUGGAAUAGGAGUAAUGGGACCUGCAGGCCCCCGUGGAGAGAAAGGAAGCCCGGGAACACCUGGACAGGCCGGAUCUCCUGGAGCACCAGGAAUGCCAGGAAACGAUGCUGUUGUCAACUAUGAUGAGGUCAAGUCUUUCAUCAGACAGCAGGUUAUCAAGAUCUUUGAUGAGCGAAUGGCCUAUUACAUGUCGCGCAUGCAGAUGCCAGUGGAAAUGGUAGCACCCCCAGGCAGACCUGGACCCCCAGGCAAAGACGGCACUCCAGGAAGAGCAGGAUCUCCAGGGCUUCCAGGCCGUCCAGGACAGAUCGGCCGAGAGGGUAGACAAGGACCUAUGGGCCCUCAUGGUCCUCCAGGUGUCAAGGGAGAGAAAGGAGAUAAAGGUGUGGGAGAGAUGGGAGACAGCGGACCCCCUGGUGCUCCCGGUGUUCCAGGACCCCCUGGUUAUGGUAAAAUGGGACCACCAGGCCCGACAGGUCAACAGGGCAUUCCUGGAAUUCCUGGACCACAAGGACCCCCUGGAUCAAAAGGCAAUGAUGGCCGUUGCCAUCCAUCUGACUGCAUGAGUGCACCUGUGGAUUACAGCCCCAAGGGCCCACAAAUGAAAGGGCCCAUGUACUAGAGAGAGUAUGUGAGAGUGAGGGAAAAAGGGGGGGUAAGAAAAUGGGGGGGGGGGGGGGGGGGGGGGGGCAAGAGCCAAAGAUCAACAAUACCAAAUCUGUUUGCUAAAUGCCUUUGGUGGGGAACCAGUGGAGCUAAAGGGCAUUUCUGUCAAAAUAAACAUGGCUGGGCCAGAUUGGCCUAUAAGCUAUUUUUAAAGAGUACCCAAUGCCAAAAUUUUCUCUGCAACUAUAAGUGCUAAUGCUAGUGAAGCCUCUCUCUCUGAUUUCAACUUUCUCUUUACUGAUGCUUGACUGAAAACUUCUGGAUUAAGGAGACUGAGCACACACAGCUUUCCCUUCUGAACUAUCACUACCUUGAACAUAUGAUCAUUGCUUCACUGGUCAUGAUGGUGUUGUCUCUUUAAUUUCAGCCAUUAAGCUGGUUUCACACUGUUCCCAGAAAAUUCACAGCUGUGAUUUGAAACACAUUAUCUUUGGUGCGAUGCGCACAAGAUCAUCUAAAGUUCAAAUGGUUUCAACUUUUGCGUGACACUUUGCUGUGCAUGGCCAUUAGCAGGGCAGGAGGCAUGGUAUUUUGCUCAGGGAAAGAUGGGAGAAGUAAUAAAAUGUCGUCUUCUUUCUCUACAGAGAGCUGCGUCCACUUUUGUGCCCAACCUGGCGCAGCACUAUCCAUUUGUCACAACCGCAUCCACCAACACACAUCACAGUGUGAAGCCAGCUUGAUUCUUUGCCAAUGUUUACUGUUUGCAUGAUCCUUUUUAGUACGGAAAUGCUCUCGCAAAUCAGUUUUCCAGGUUUUUGUUGGGUUUUCAUGGCAGCUGCUGAAAUUUGCGCAAUUUUAUUAUUACCAUAAUGUCCCAUAACUGACUUGAUCUCAAAGAAAUUAUCUCACAUUUGAUUCGGGCCAGAUAUUGUAGCCUAUUUGAAAUUUCUAAAUUCUCCAUUCUUCUAGCAUUAUGAUGUAGCUUGAUGUAAAGGUACAAAUGAGAUAUAAUUAUUCCUGUUUCCUUUGAGGCCUUGUGUUGUACAUAUUUGUAUUUAUAUGUAAUGGCUUUUUUUUUUAUGAUACAUUUUUAAUAGAUUGGCAUCAGCAUUUCAGUCCUUAUUUUUGCUUUAUCAUCUCAGAUAUUAUGGUAUUUACAAUAGCACUGCAAAAGUAGAUUUUUGUAAAUUGGUUGAAUUUAUAUAAAUUGAAGUUAAUAAUAACUCGGAUUUCAUGUUUCCUAAACCAUGAUAUUUAUUUGAGUUUGAUGUCGGGUGUCUCUCUGUGACCUUGUACAUCGACAUUCCAGAGCUCCGCCACUUUUUAUAUCUUUUAAACUUGAAUUUAUGUAUUUUAAUAUAGUCAACCACUUUCAGGUAAAAAAAAAAAAAAAAAAAAAAAAAAGUGCUCCUUCUGGAUAGAGAUUCAUUCGCUUUUGACAUGUGCUCAUCAUCUAGAAUUUUCUCAGCUCCUCGUCUAACGUGCGAAAGCCGUGUGCUUCACAAUCAUCUAUGGUUUAGAGUUUUCAUCCCAUAAUCUAAAAGCUUUUCUGAUCCCAUGCCAUUCAGCACAUUGCUGUGUCAGCCAGGCUCCAACGAGAUACAUUUACCAUCAGCACUUCAUCCUCUCUGUCAGACCUUCACAAAGUGUGUGUGUGUGUGUGUGUGUGUGUGUGUGUGUUUCUGUAUCUAUACUUGUGUAUGUACCUAUCAGAUGACCAGAUUUCUUCAUAUAUGUAGUUAAAUUACUAAAGUAGCCACUAAUCAGGUUUGUUUCUCCCUUCAACUAUGUAAAGUGAUGUGUAUUAUUUUUCAAGGUCAAUGCAAGGUCAUUACAAGUACAGCGUGUGUGUGAAUGUGUGUGGUUUGAUGGGUUGUCCGAUUUUCUCAUAUCUGGGAGUACUUAAAGAUGCACUAUGUAAGAAUAAAAGUUAAUAGAUAUGCAUCCAUGUUUUAUAGCAAAAAUACAAAUACAUUCCACUUUUUGUUUGUGAAUGGUCAGUGCUCAUGUAAUAUUUUUAUAAAUCCUAUCACUAUUAGAAACUGACUUUGGGAAAUCCAAAUGAAAUAUACUAAUAGUAUAGUGUAUACUACAAAAUUCCUGCAUGGUGCAUCUAUAAAUCCAUCUGUUGUGUCAUUAAUGUCACCGUCAACGUUGUACUUCACGUUCAUAUGAUGAAUUUCAGUGAAAUUCAAGAGUUUACAUUAUUAUUUACAUGAUUAUGGCAACCAAAGCCUUGUCGACAGUAAAUGGCUGUUUGUCCUUUCAAUUUUAAAUGCUUUAUAAUAGCCUACAAAGAAGCAAUUUAAAAAGAAAUGCCACCAUUACAUAUAGAUCCAUUUGUGUCAUUCAUGUGUUAGCUGUUUUUGUGCAUUUUUUUUUUUUUAUAGAAAACCAAGAAAAGCAAUAAAGUUCUUUUUUUUAAAGCAGA